GACCCGCAGGAUGGCGCUCCCAUCUUUUCGACGACACUUUUCUUACGACUGUCUCUUACGAUUUACGGCAGCGGCUAGUGUCCACAUGGUCGCUCGUGUUGUGAGCUUGACGGAAUUGUAGAACAGAUUGAAAUUGAUAUUUAACUUCAAGUGUAGUCCAAACACAUUAAAAACAUGGGAAAGACUAAAAACAACAAAUUCAAACGGCCAUCGUUUUCUUCCGAUGGUCUUCCAGCAACUCCUGUUAAACAGACUGGGGACGAAUCAGAAGACGAAGACUCUCCGGCUGCGGAGCUGCUCGAUAAACUGCAGAGUCCAUCAGCUGAUGUGCGCGAGUACGCGUGUGCCAGUAUCUCUCGUGUUGUCCAGCAGAGUCAGACGAUCCCAGGAUUCCUCCAGAGAGAUGCGGUCAGGAAAAUCGGACCUUUACUGCUGGAUCGCAGCCUGGCGGUCAGAGAGACUGCUGCUGGAGCACUCAGGAAUCUUAGUGCCUGCGGAGGCCCUGAAGUAUGUGAGGACAUGGUGAGACAGGAUGCGCUGACGCCUCUGUCUGCUCUCCUGAGGGAGUGCUGUACUGGCUUUGACAUGAGCUCGUCUCCUACUAUGAAAGGACAGAAACGCACGGUGGAAGACGUCGCCAAUGAGGCUGUAAAUUUACUUUGGAACCUCUGUGAGAGCAGUAGCACAGCUGUGUCAGUGUUUAACAAGGCUGGACUUCUAGAUGUUCUUCUACAUUGUUUACAGAGACACCCUCAGAAUAUGGAGCUGGCAAUUUCAGCAGGCCACUGCAUGCACACAGUAACAGAAGAGAACGAAGAGCUUGUGCGCAGUGUGAACGCAGCAGUGUUUGGGGUCUUGGAAAACAUUCUGUCCACCACACACACGAGUAUGGAAUACACUCUCCUGCGAACGCUGGCUGCAGGCUCCUUAUGGAAUCUGAAGAGCGGUCUGUCUUCAGCGCAGCAGUCUCAGACACUGACUGCGCUGGCCACCACUCUCUCACACAGCCUCAGUCUGGACGCAGGAGAACUCAUCCCAGAGCUGUGGCGUGCUGAAUCUGCCCGUCUGUCCAAAGAGACCACAUCUGCCACAGAGUCAGAUCAUACAGAUGCACGGCCCGCAGGUCAUGAGGCCGAAGAAAUGGAGGAGGACGUGAGAGAUGAGAAGAUGAAUGGAAGAAAGCCUAAUGAACGGAUGUCAAAAACCAAAAAUGACAUCUCAGAUCUGUUGCCUAGAGACAGACUGGAGUUGCGAGAGGCCAAAGCACUGCUGUCAGCACAGCAGACAUCGCUGGAAAUCAUUGUCAACAUGUGCUGCUCCGAUGAGCCCUCAGAUGAUGAGUGGGAGGAGAUGUCCAGUAGCGAUGAGAGCGAGGUGUGUGCUGAUGGGAUGUCAGACACUAAUUCCAGCUUGUUCUCUCCUCUCUGUCUGUCUGCUGAACUUCACACAAUCCUGCUCAACCACAGCAUACCUCAACAGGUCUUAAAGAAGGCUGAGUUCCCCAGUGCUGCUGCCCUUGAGCUCUGUAGCAAGUACCCUACCUGGAAAUGCCUCUUGAAAAAGAUGCACCGGGUGCAGUGUCGGGCACUCACGUGUCUCCAUAAUAUCCUUUCUUCUAUGGAUACAGAAUCUCUUGGUGGUGCUUCAGGGCUACAGGCUGUGGCUCAGCACCUCUCCUCAUUGGUUUUCAGCUCAGCAGAGGCAUUAAAGGAUGAGGAGUUCCUGGAGGCUGUGACUAGUGCUCUUCGCUCUCUACUACAGAUCAUGGCUACCAAAAACAUCCCUCAGGGUAUGACUCCACAACAGCUAAUGAUUUUUUGUGAGGCUGCCACUAGCUAUGAGCUGGUCAGUGUGAGAGUUAAUGCUCUGGCCAUUCUCGGUAUCACAGGAAGCUCUCUUUCCAAAGAGAAAAACACAGCAGACACUCUACAGUUGAUUGGAAAUGCAUUACUGAAUAUCGCAAUGAAGGACUCAAACUUGGUUGUGUGCGGGGAAGCGCUGGAUGCCCUCUUCGAUGUGUUUGCGGAUGGCGAUGAAGCAGAGAAAGCUGGAAAAAAUCUUAACCUGCUUUCAUCUCUCAAAGCCCUUCAGCCAGGGUUUAGGGCUAAGCUGCGAAAAGAAGGCAGAGGAAAAUACAGCCCUGAUCAGCUUUGUGUUCUGGACAACAUAAGGAUCAACCUGAAGAGAUUCAUUAGCUACUUGGAGAACCUGCAGAGAAAAUGAGAUUUCAAAGAUCAGUAGUACAAAUUCUCUGUCAACAUCUCACCUUGUUUUAUUUAGCAUUUUCUGUCCAUAUUCCUCUCUGGGGUUCUUUUGGUUUUAUUGUAAUGUGAGAUUGUUUAUGUAAGAAAAUUAAGAUAAAAAAUAAUGUUUGUAAAACCAAACAUAUGUAAGUGCU
Molecule: messenger RNA, 2398 nt
Organism: Sinocyclocheilus grahami
Lineage: Eukaryota; Metazoa; Chordata; Actinopteri; Cypriniformes; Cyprinidae
Gene: heatr3
Product: HEAT repeat containing 3
Exons: 15
Coding region: 175-2223 (682 amino acids)
Biological process (GO): ribosomal large subunit biogenesis; protein import into nucleus
Source: RefSeq, a predicted model, not a curated record